CUCACGAGCAGGUGGCACCAGCCUCCUCCCAGUCUUAUGGCAGGAUGUGGGGGACACCGGGCACGGGGGCGCGGAGCAUCCGUCCCUACCGGUCCAGCGGGCAGUACCUGUACGCCAUGAAGGAGGACCUGGCAGAGUGGCUGAAGGAGCUCUACGGCCUCGACAUCGAGGUGGGCACCUUCUUGGAGGUGCUGGAGACGGGGGCUGUGCUGUGCUCCCACGCCAACCACGUCACCCAGGUGGCCGGGGAGUUUGCCCGUGCCUUCCCCGACCUGGCCCGGCACCUCCACCUGCCCACUGCUGGUGUCACCUGCAACCUCACAGCACAGCCAGGCACCUUCCAGGCCAGGGACAACGUCUCCAACUUCAUCCAGUGGUGCAGGAAGGAAAUGGAUAUCAAAGACGUCGUGAUGUUCGAGACAGAGGACCUGGUGCUGAGGAAGAACGAGAAGAACUUCGUGCUGUGCCUGCUGGAGCUGGCACGCCACGCUUCCCGCUUCGGAAUGCGCGCCCCGACCCUGGUGCAGAUGGAGGAGGAGAUCGAGGAGGAGCUUCGGCAGGAGCUGGACCUGCCUGCCACAGAGCCCGCCCUGCCCCGUCCCCCCAGGAGAAGACGGGACCUCAACAACCUCGACCAGAUGGUCCAGCACAUGGUGAGCUGCUGUACCUGCCCUGUCCAGUUCCCCAUGAUCAAGAUCUCCGAAGGGAAAUACCGAGUGGGGGACUCUGACACCCUCAUCUUUGUCCGGAUCCUGCGGGAGCACGUCAUGGUGCGGGUCGGGGGCGGCUGGGACACGCUGGAGCACUACCUGGACAAGCACGACCCGUGUCGCUGCACCUCGCUCUCUCACAAACAAGCCUGGAAAGCGCGGAGCCCGCAGCAGCCGGUGCAGCACGAGGUGCGGCUGUGCCCGGCCCCGAGGGCGGCCGCCCGCAGCCCCCAGCCCGCGCUGCUGGUCAGCCGCUCCCAGAGCCCCCUGCCCCCCGUCACCUGGGGGGCCCGUGUCCCCUCCGGGGGUCCCCGGUCCCCUGCCACCCCCUCGCCAGAGGGCUCGGGUCGCCAGCCGGGUUCCAGCCCUCACCCGGAGCCGGCGCAGCCCCGGAGGGUCCCUUCGGGCAGGAUGCGGGAGCCACCCGCUGUCCCUCUGGGGAGGCAGCCGCCACCAUCCCGGUCACCCGCUCGAUCCAGCUCCCCUGGGCACGGGCCGAGGGGCCGGGCACCCGUCCCUUCCCGGCUGGGCCCAGGGAAAUGCAUCCCUGUGGCACCGGCACGGGGCAGGCCCGCAGCACCCGGCCCGCGGACGGUGCCGGCACCUCCGAGAAGCAGCCGGCAAGGAGGAAAAUCAUCUGCGCUGGCUGCCAGGCCACAGGAAACGGAGACACCCGCCACAGCGACACCCCGAGCCCCCAGCCCCUGCAAGGGCCGUGCCCCCAGUCCCCUAAAGGUCUGUGCCCCCUCCUCGCACCGGGAUGCUCCGGGAGAAGGGAGGCAGGGAGCCCUUGGCCGGGGCCGACAGCCUUCACCCCGAAAUUCCUCCAGCCACCCCCCGAAAGUGGACAGCGGCGUUAAACCCCCCAGCAAAGCCAGCCCGGCCCCGUCCCGGCCCCCCACCCCUCUGGGCCGUCCCGCAGGGGGGUGCAGGGUCUGUGCUGCUGGGGACGGUCCCCAGGGGACACGGCAGUGCCACCCCGCCCCGGACCCAGGGGCUGCGGCUGCUCAGGGACCUCGGGCGCCAGAGGAUGAAGCCGGGGCAGCCAGAGGAUGUGGCCAGGGGCUCCGGGGGUGCUGUAGGCACACGCAGCCCCCCGGCUAUGACAGGGUGCUGGAGGAGCUCUCCCGCGGGCGGCAGCCCCUGCGCCCCGUGGGGAUGCGGAGCCAGGUCCCCCAAACACCCGCAGGAGCUGCCCCGCAGCUCCCAGCCCCGGCGGAGGCAGAGCGGCCGGGGGUGGGGGGCCAGACCCCGCGGGCACCCAGGGCCGGCAGCGUCGCCAAGCCCCGGCGGUGCCUGAAGAAGCCCGAGCGUGUGCCCUCCAUCUACAAGCUGAAGCUGCGGCCCAAGGUGCGCCCCCGGCGGGAUCACAGGCCGGGCAAGCGCCCCUCGCGCAUCCCCACCCCGCUGGGGCAUCGCCCCGCUGCCCCCCGCGCCCAGCACCGGCCCCCGGCGCCGCCCCGAGCCCCCCAGCCCGGCGGCACACGCCCCACGCCGUCCCUGGGUGACAGCGGCACCUGCCUGACCGAGGAUGAUGAGGAGUCGUGGGUCUGA
Molecule: messenger RNA, 2264 nt
Organism: Lonchura striata (white-rumped munia)
Lineage: Eukaryota; Metazoa; Chordata; Aves; Passeriformes; Estrildidae
Source: RefSeq, a predicted model, not a curated record